AUGCCCCAGUCAUAUACCAGUUCUUCAUUUUAUUAUAGUUCGUCAACCAAUGCGAACGAGGGGACUACCACAAGCGGCCACCGAUACUCAACCACUUCUCAUACCGAACCCGAUGGGACUACGACCGUACUUACGGCGCAUCAAGAUCUGGGCGAGGCUCCUGUGAUCGAGGAACGAAAAUAUGAUCGUACCGGCGAGGAACAGCUUGAGCUUGAAUUACCCGGGCCCGGGGGUACUUCUGCUGGAGGCGUGAAACGCAUUACCGACCUUGAAGAAGAGGACAUGUAG
This is a messenger RNA of Penicillium angulare, 288 nucleotides long. RefSeq lists its product as uncharacterized. The transcript has a single exon. The record is from RefSeq and is a predicted model, not a curated record. Lineage: Eukaryota; Fungi; Ascomycota; Eurotiomycetes; Eurotiales; Aspergillaceae. Bases 1 to 288 code for a protein of 95 amino acids.